Pogonomyrmex barbatus (red harvester ant) is the source of this 1753-nucleotide messenger RNA. RefSeq names its product lipase maturation factor 2. NCBI's taxonomy places the organism in Eukaryota, Metazoa, Arthropoda, Insecta, Hymenoptera, Formicidae. Gene Ontology annotation, biological process: protein maturation. The record is from RefSeq and is a predicted model, not a curated record. Gene Ontology annotation, cellular component: endoplasmic reticulum membrane.
UUUCCAGGACAUCCUGUACGCAUGGUGGCGAAACCAAUCCAAAAUCACACUCUUUGGAAACCAAACACAUAGUAAAGUGGCUUGGCUUGACUUUCUGCUCGCUGUUGAUUUUCUAUUUCCUUUUUUUACACGUGUAUGUGUGUGUAUGGUGUGCGUGGAUCUGCGCGCGCGCGCGCACGCGCGCGCGUGUAUGAUGGGUGUAUGCGGGUGUUUUGAUAGCCUGUGCUCGAAAGGUCGCCCGACUUUAUUCGACGUUGUGUGCGUGUGUCGCCGUCGUAUCCUACCCGGCAUAUUAUCUUGCGGUGCAUUACGCACGGACGCGCGUUAUUCCGCGCGUUAAAUGCGGACUUUCUCACAUAAAACAGUGCCGGGCACUCACGAUCGCGAUUAUGGCGCAAGUACGCUACACCCGUAACCUGUUUCUGCGCGGGAUCUGCAUCAUAUACCUGUUCGCAUUCCUCAGUUUCUACGUACAGAUCCCAGGAUUGUAUGGCGAUAAUGGGAUCCUCCCAGCCAGAACAGAGUUGGAUCUCAAGGCACGUGGACCAUUACUUAAUAAGUUGAAGCAAAAACCAUCGUUUCUAUGGUUUGCGCCAUAUCUGGGCUUAAAUGUUGAAUAUAUGCUGGAUGUUCUAUCUCUUAUUGGAAUUAUUCUCUCCUUUGCUGGGUUUAUCUCGCAGAGAUUCUGCAUUGCACCAAUAUUUGCAGGACUAUGGUCUCUGUAUUAUUCUUUAUACCAGAUCGGUCAAACAUUUAUGUUCUUUCAAUGGGAUGUUCUAUUAUUGGAAGUUGGAUUUCUAUGUAUAAUAGUUGCACCAUUUUGGUAUCCUUAUCGUGGAAAAUCGAGCACCCCAAGUGAUGUUGUAACAUUCUGGACCGUGCGUUGGUUGUUGUUUCGCCUUAUGUUUGCAAGUGGAGUAGUGAAACUUACCUCAGGUUGCCCAGUUUGGUGGAAGCUAGAUGGUAAAAUGAUCCUUACUGAAUUUAAUGUACCAUAUUCCACUUUGCAUCAAUCGCAUAAUUCGACGAUACCUAUUCAACUGAGACAGAUACACGCAAAGGUGGAUCACCUUCAUCUAGUGAACAGUUACGGAUUAUUCCGUCGUAUGACAGGAAUCGACGGUAGACCAGAAGUUAUAAUAGAAGGCAGCGACAGUAUCGAAGGACCAUGGAAGGAAUAUGAAUUUUUAUAUAAACCAGGAAAUGUUAACAAUUCAUUACCGUUCGUUGCGCCUCAUCAACCUCGUCUCGAUUGGCAAAUGUGGUUUGCUGCUUUAGGUACUUAUAAUCAAAACCCAUGGUUAAUGUCUCUAGCUUAUCGUUUAUUGAGCGGGCAGCCCGAGGUAUUGGCGCUAUUAAAUACUGUCGAAAAACCAUUCCCAGACAGGCCGCCAAAAUAUAUUAAAGCUAGUCUUUACCACUAUCAUUACACGCCAUGGAGCCAAAUAUCGAAAACUCAUGCUUGGUGGACUAGAGAAAGGAUAGGAGAGUAUUUUCCAAUAUUCAGCCAAGCUCAUCCUCCACUUAUCGAAUACUUGACAAAAAUGAAAAUUCUCCAAGAGAAGCCGGGCUUCAAGAUUACAAAUGAGCCAUUCAAAUUAAUUUUGGACAAUCUCAGAUCAUUGGUUCGUAAGAUUGAAUCAAGUCUACUCUUAUGGAGCGUUUUUACAGCUGGUUGCGUAGUAAUCAUAACGGGUUACAACAGUUCGGUGUCAAAAAAAAAAUAGCCACUGAGCGAUGACCAUUAUAAAAA